Molecule: messenger RNA, 4391 nt
Organism: Otolemur garnettii (small-eared galago)
Lineage: Eukaryota; Metazoa; Chordata; Mammalia; Primates; Galagidae
Gene: TFRC
Product: transferrin receptor
Exons: 16
Coding region: 1-1743 (580 amino acids)
Biological process (GO): iron ion transport; intracellular iron ion homeostasis
Cellular component (GO): external side of plasma membrane
Source: RefSeq, a predicted model, not a curated record
AUGGCAAAUUCAUUUAAAAAGAGAUUUUCUUUCUCUAGGCUGCUGGGUGAAAGUUCAUAUGUUCCUCGUGAGGCUGGAUCUCAAAAAGAUGAAAGUCUUGCAUAUUAUGUUGAUAAUCAAUUCAAUAAAUUUAAACUCAGCAAAGUCUGGCGUGACGAACAUUUUGUUAAGAUUCAGGUCAAAGGCAGCAAUGCUGAAAACUCCGUGACUGUGACUGAUACAAGUGGUAAUGUGGUAUUUAUGAUGGAUAAUCCUGAGGGUUAUGUGGCUUAUAGUAAGGCUACCACAGUUACCGGUAAACUGAUCCAUGCCAAUUUUGGCACUAAAAAAGACUUUGAGGAUUUAAAGACUCCUGUGAAUGGAUCAUUAGUGAUUGUGAGAGCAGGGGAAAUUACAUUUGCAGAAAAGGUUGCAAAUGCUGAAAGGUUAAAUGCAAUUGGUGUUCUGAUAUACAUGGACCAGACUAAAUUUCCCAUUGUUAAUGCUGAGCUGCCGUUCUUUGGACAUGCUCAUCUGGGAACAGGUGACCCUUACACCCCUGGAUUCCCAUCAUUCAAUCACACUCAGUUUCCACCAUCUCAGUCAUCAGGAUUACCUAAUAUACCUGUGCAAACCAUUACCAGAGCAUGUGCAGAGAAGCUGUUUAAAGGCAUUGAUCGCUACAUUGUAGUAGGGGCCCAGAGAGAUGCGUGGGGUCCUGGAGCUGCAAAGUCAAGUGUAGGAACAGCUCUCCUGUUGCAACUUGCCCAGAUGUUAUCAGAUAUGGUCUUAAAAGAUGGGUUCAGACCUAGCAGAAGCAUUGUCUUUGCUAGUUGGAGUGGUGGAGAUUUUGGAGCUAUUGGUGCCACUGAGUGGCUAGAGGGAUACCUUUACUCUUUGCAUUUAAAAGCUUUCACGUAUAUUAAUUUGGACAAAGCUGUACUUGGUACCAAAAACUUCAAGGUUUCUGCCAGCCCACUGUUGUAUACUCUUAUUGAGAAAACGAUGCGAGAUGUGAAACAUCCCCUUACUGGGCAGUCUUUAUAUCAAGACAGCAACUGGAUGAGCAAAGUUGAAAUGUUCUCUUAUGAUAAUGCUGCUUUCCCGUUUCUUGCGUAUUCUGGAAUCCCAGCAGUUUCAUUCUGCUUUUGUGAGAAUAAUGCAGAUUAUCCUUAUUUGGGCACAUUUUCGGAUACCUAUGAGGAACUAAUUCAGAAAAUACCUGAUUUGAACAAAAUGGCACGAGUAGCAGCAGAAGUGGCUGGUCAUUUCAUAAUUAAACUUACCUAUGAAGUUGAAUUGAACCUGGACUAUGAGAGGUAUAAUAGCAAAAUGCUAUCAUUUGUGAAGGACGUGAGCCAAUUCAGAGCAGACGUAAAGGAGAUGGGCCUGAGUCUACAGUGGCUGUAUACUGCUCGUGGAGACUAUUUUCGUGCUACUUCCAGAUUAACAACAGAUUUCAAGAAUGCUGAGACAACGGACAGAUUUGUCAUGAGGGAAAUCAAUGAUCGUAUCAUGAAAGUGGAAUAUCACUUCCUCUCACCCUAUGUAUCUUCACAAGAUUAUCCCUUCCGGCAUAUCUUCUGGGGCUCUGGCCCUCACACUCUGUCUGCGUUAAUAGAGAAUUUGAAGCUGCGUCGGGAAAACAGUGCUGCCUUUAAUGAAACACUGUUAAGAAACCAGUUGGCUCUAGCUACUUGGACUAUUCAGGGAGCUGCAAAUGCCCUCUCUGGUGAUAUUUGGAACAUUGAUAAUGAGUUUUAAAAUGUGAUACUCAGAGCAGGGCAGUUUGAUUUUCUAGAUUGGUGCUGGUUGUGUUAAAUUUCCAGUGGGGCUUCAAAAUCUAAUAUUAAAAUUCUACUCAAUCAUCUUGGUACUACUAGAUGUCUGUAGGCAGCAGCUCUUAACAUGGGGUAGGUACCUUCAACUUAAAAUGAAUAACCACUUUUAAAAAAAAGUUCAUGAUAGGGUAUUUUAUCUAGUAUUUUAAGUGCUUUGUAAUGACAGCUGCCUCUUUCCUGUUAUAGUUUUGAUUACGUCAGAAGCAGUUAUGAAUUACUGCUCUAUAAAUCCUAAGUACAUGAGCUGGUAUCUUUUGUGGAAAAGGUGGUAUUUGCUAAAGGUUAAAAGCAGUAGCUUAAUGUGAUCCUCCAUCUUCAUUGGAUGCUAGAUAGGAGAUACCGGGUUGCAAGACCUUAUGCUCCAAAUGUGAUAAAUUCCUUUCCACAAGGAUUUAGCUGGUUUCUGCAUUCCUGAAUGAAACAGUUAACUUUCAGAAAAGAUGAAACAGGUCCUUCUGCUGGGUAAAAUGAGGUUCAACUGUUUAUUUCAGGAGUAAGGCCUUAAUGUGUCAAUCUCGAUGUUAUUUAUGAGAAGAAGAGACCAGAAGCCAAAGACUUAGUAUAUCUUUUCCUCUGUUCACUGCCCCAUAAACUUUUGUUUAGUUUUUUGUUAUUGUUUUUUCCAAAGUAUUCUGGAAGAGAACCAGUUUCAGGUGUUUAAUUUCAGACUCAGUUUGUCAAAUACUUCAAAGAGCAUAUUGCCAAAUCUUGGGCAAAGUAGGAAAGCUUUCUAGCAGUUUGACGCUGAGAUAUUUAUUUAUUUAUCAGUGACAGAGUUCACUAUAAAUGGUGUUUUUUUAAUAGAAUAUAAUUAUCGGAAGCAGUGCCUUCCAUAAUUAUGACAGUUAUACUGUCGUUUUUUUUUGAAUAAAAGCAGCAUCUGCUAAUAAAACCCAACAGAUACUGGAAGUUUUGCAUUUAUGGUUACACUUGAGGGUUUUAGGAAACAGCCACAAGCCAAAUUGUAAAGCUAAGUCUUGGAGAAGAACUAAAUUUAAUUCAGGUUUCUAAUCAAGUUAGACUUAUUGCUGACCAGAUAAUGGUAGUUCCCAAAUCCAUUGAAUUAUGACCAAGUUAUAAUCGCUUGGUCACGUAAGGCUGUGAUAGUACUAAUACAAAAUUUUAUAGUUUAGUUUAUCUAAGGUGCAACUUGAAUUCCAGUUUUGCAAAAUUUCCAGUACCUUUGUCACAAACCUAACACAUUAUCGGGAGCAGUGUCUUCCAUAAUGUAUAAAGAACAAGGUAGUUUUUGCCUACCACAGUGUCUAUAUCGGAGACAGUGAUCUCCAUAUGUUACACUAAGGGUGUACGUGAUUAUCGGGAACAGUGUUUCCCAUAAUUUUCUUCAUGCAAUGACAUCUUCAAAGCUUGAAGAUCGUUAGUAUCUAACAGGUAUUCCCAACUUACUAUAAUUCUCUUUUAGUUUUAGAUGCAGGAACAUUCAUGGUCAUUAAACAUUUGAGUAAAUUAAACCACUGUAUAAUCAAAUUACUUCCUUCAGGUUUUUUAAAAGUAAAUGUGGGUGUUACCAUUGUGGUUUCUCUAGGUCGUCUGUUUAAUGGAACAGUAGCAUACAUUUUGCUGUUGACAGAUGAAUUUAAUUUUAUCCCCUUGUUUCCAUGUUAUUUCCUGUAUACCUAGUUCAGGCAUGUUUUAAUCCAGAAUUGACCUUUUUUGGCUUAAAGCAAGGGGAACUCUUGUUUGGGGGAAGGGUUAGUAAGGGAUCUUGGGCAGUGAAGCUUGCAAAAAAUCUUUGAUCAUGUCUGCUGAUCUUAAUAUGGAGUGGUUACAAGUUAGAUGCAAAUAUGAACAAAUUUGAAGACAUGUGAAUAAAGACUUUGUUUUCUAGUCAGCCUUCGCUAUAAACCUGAUAAUUAGCUGAUUGACAUAGGCAGUUCAAAACCGCCACCUAAGUCCAUAGGGUGUCUUAGGUUCUUAAACGCAGUAUCACUUACCUAAGUUACAGUAGACUGUCCUGGACUUUUGCAGCCUCACUUAAUUGUUUCAGUACCUAGUCUCUUUAAUCUUCACAGUGUUCUAUCUUCCACUGAUACUUAGUAUAGCUAGAUGAAAAGUCUCAUCUGGGGAUUUCUGGCUUGGGUAUCAUGUGUACAUACUUUUAUGGAAGCUCGAUGACUUAAGGCAUAAUAUGAAUAAAGGGCACACAUCUUAACAGCAGUUAUCUCUUCCCAAACUCCUUUUCUGUGGUUAGGGUUGAGCUCUAUUUCCAAUCAAACAAGCCAGUGAGUGGUAAGAGGCUUAAUAUUAUUACUGAGUAAACUGUGUGUCUGACUAGUGGCAACUUGCUAGUCUUCAUUUUUUCUGGUUAUGAAUAUCACAUGCAUUUUGAAGGUAAAGGAUAAGAUGAGCGAGUUCUGCCACAAUUUUCUAUCCUAGAACUUGCAUGACCUCUACUGUGUUUGCUCUUUGAAUGCUGAAAUUUUAGACUUGGUCUACCUACUGCUCAGCUGUAUCUUUGUAAAGAGUGAGUCUUUAUAGUUUUAAGUAAGCCUGUAUGUGCAACAAUGUGGAGAUUUCUUACCUUGAUUUAAUAAACUGCUUGAACACUGA